AUGAUAGGAAAUGUUACGGAUUAUAUCGCUGCACAUCUUCAGAUGAAGAAUUUUGUCGUCAAGGUAUCAGCUUGGAUACCUGGCCAGCUUUACGUGGUGGCAGACAGCCCCAGAACCAUUGCAGAUUCACUUACUUCGUCACUCUACCUUGCCAUGAAGCAAUAUGUCCUCAUAUCGGACGAGGAACGUGAAAUAGUCGAGCGUUCUUGUAGCAAGCUUCCCAACCCAGUGUGGGUGAGGAUCAAGCAUGGAAAGUACAAGGGCGACAUAGCCCAAGUCUUUGAUUCUGAUCUACUAAAUGACUUGGUUGCAGUCUUGAUUCCUCCACGAGAUUUCCCAUACCCCAUGCCUCGGGGGUCUCGGUCAUUACUCGACCAAUCCCGCCUUCUGAACGGGGAUGCAGUCUCCAACAUCAAUCGCGGUGAGGAAGUUGUAGGAUGCAAGUACAAAGGAGAGAUAUAUUAUAAGGGCCUCCUGCUUCACAACUUCCAUCGCGAUCGCCUAGAACAUGUUGUCUGCCCUCACGCUAACGACAUACAACUUCAUCUACAAUCCGGGUGGGACCAGUCGUUCCUCAAGAGCACUGUGGUUGCAUUUUCGAUGCAGUUCUUGCACAUAGGUGACUGGGCUAAGAUCGUCAAAGGAGAUCUCAGUUCAGAAAUCAGGAAGGUCGCCUCAACUGACCAUCCUGCUGGUUCUGCCACCUUGGAUCUGAGCUUAGAUGGGCACCGAAAGGAAAUAGAGGUUCGAUUACAGGAUAUCGAGCGCGUGUUUUUGGUCGGCGACAUGGUUCGGGUUGUAGCAGGUCCGUACUUGGGUGUGGAAGGGCACAUUGUUGAGAUGUUGCCAGUGCAGCAACUUUUUAAGCCCCCUCCCAAUAUUGAAUCCAUUCAAAUAGGGGAUGGCAUAGAAGUGCUUGUUGGGGAGCACAUGGGAAAGUAUGGCAUCGUGUGCUGGCUCCCCAAGGGAGGAGACAAUAUAUGGUUCCAGCACGAAACAUUGAAUAUUCCAGUUCCUAUUUCAUGUGUUCAGCGGACACACCUCCCCCACCUCCAGAUGUUACAGUACACAAAAGACAAGGGUUAUGAUGUCAAACCUGGAGAUGUUGUGAGAGUCGCCUGUGGGCCGGAGUAUCAGAUGAAAGGGAUCGUGCAAAGCAUCAACUUUCCACAUGCUCGCUUGACCCUACUCUCUGACAUUGAUUAUUCACUCGUUGACGUUCCCAUCUCAUUUGUGAUAAAAGUAUGCAACGCCAACCCAGAUUCCUUCAAAAAGGAGAUCGGCCAAGAAGUAUUUAUCAUUGGGGGUGACCAUAAGGGCUACCAAGCUACGCUUUACAGUCUCACCUCAGAGAACUGUACCGUUGCUGUGCAUGGGCAGCAGCGCACUACACUUCAACUCCAGAAUGUUGCUACCAGGUACGGAAUGAGAUUAAAUGGUGCAAUGCUCAAAGGAAUAGACAUGUUGUCUUUCUGCAAGAUGCAGAGGAGAUCAUACUUAGCCCCAAAACUUCGAAGUGUCACCCCUCCACCUGAAAAGACCACCUGGACUGCCCGUCCCGAGGAUCAGGCCGGUAAUCCUUUGCCCACUGUCAAUCCCACCUGUUUGGCUGCCAAACCCGACGCCUGGACUGUCGAUGCUGAUGAUGUACUGGAUAGCUUUGAUUCUCGAACGGAAAAACUCAAAGAGGGUCCGUUAGCUUGGCUGAUGAAGAAAGAAUUCUCCUCAAAGUUCACCAUACAUCACGUGAUGUUGAAAGUCUCACCCUCUCUCAUGGGGGCAGGCUACACAAUUGAUUCAUGUCAAUGGCUUGUCCCGAUCCAUUUCUCGGUCUGA
Suillus discolor is the source of this 1836-nucleotide messenger RNA. RefSeq lists its product as uncharacterized. The transcript has 6 exons. The coding region runs from base 1 to 1836 and encodes 611 amino acids. The record is from RefSeq and is a predicted model, not a curated record. NCBI's taxonomy places the organism in Eukaryota, Fungi, Basidiomycota, Agaricomycetes, Boletales, Suillaceae.